AUGUUGAUGUUGCUGUUACCUCUGUCUUCUAUGACAACUUCGUCUGGUGUCUCCAUUGUCUUUGGCAAGCGCCUCUGUCCUUUUGUUCUGUCUUCUCUCCAGCGAGCUGCCUCUGUUUUCUCCUCUCUCUUGCAUACAAAAAUUUUCAGAACAACGCUGCUCCUUUAUAGCGUGACGGCUGUUGAAUUGGAUAGUGUCAUGGCAAAAGGAGCAUAUAUGCUUUUAUAUGCAAGGUGUUCGCCAAGGGCCCCAAGAUUAAUUAGGAACAGAAUACUAUCCUCAGAUUCAAAAAGUAAAGUUACUGGAAAGACUCUUGCAACGAAAGCAAGAUUUAUACCUCCGAAUUCUGGUGUUGCUGAACAUGUCGAUAGUUCCAUCUCUCCAGAUGGCUCACCUGCCUUGGAGUCUUUCUAUUCUAAGUUUCACCACCUGAAAAAGAUUUUAGAGGAGGACUCGUCAAGUGAUAAUUCAUCCCUCAUUAGCAACAAUUCUGAUGAAGGUUCUUGCAGUACGGAUAGUACCCGUGAUUCAACCAGUACAGAUGACUUGACUGAUUACCUUUUUGGUGAUUCAGGAAAUGGAUGGAGUAGUCUGUGGAGGAAUUCUGAUUAUGACACAUCCUCAUCCUCCUCUUCUUCCCCCUUGAACUCUCGACAUUCGCCCCUAUCUGAUAUGGACAGAUAUGAUUCAGUUUCUCCUGAUGCGGCUGGUUUGUGCAUUCCCACAGGUUCAUGUGUGGAGAAAGACGGUCCUGUAUACAGGAAUGGAGCGGUGGAUGUUGAAAGAAGAGGGAGAGGGGUAGGUGUUUCUUGUUUGCAUUCUAACACAACUUCACAGCAUAGAGAGUUAGUGAGUGGUAGGAUUAGUAGCAAUGGUAGUAGUAAUAGCAGUAGGGAGACCGACUCUUUUUUGAAAGUAGGAUCUAACCAUUGUAAUGAUAGACACUGUGGUGUAUUAUGUAGAAAGUCACGAACGAUUAAAACUUAG
Molecule: messenger RNA, 987 nt
Organism: Sphenostylis stenocarpa
Lineage: Eukaryota; Viridiplantae; Streptophyta; Magnoliopsida; Fabales; Fabaceae
Source: the annotation of a GenBank genome assembly